AUGCAGCGCGACGGGGAUGCGGCGGCGGCGGCGGCCGCGGCCUCGUACCGGGUGCUCAGCCGGCUGCUGGGCUAUGGCCCCGGGCCGGAGGCGGGCGCGGCGGGCGGUGCCGCCGCGCCGCCGCCCGCAGCCCCCGCGGGCACCGGGACCGGCCCCGGCGGCAGGAAGGGCUCGCUCAGGAUCCGCCUCAGCCGCCUCUUCCGCACCAAGAGCUGCAGCGGGGGCUCGGCCGCCGGGGAUGCCGCCGGCGCCGCCGCCACCUCGGCCGGGAGCCUCACCGACGUGUGCGGGGCCCGCGGACGGGAGCAGGAGACGGGCAGGAAACACAGACUGACAAGAACUCAAAGUGCCUUUUCCCCGGUUGUGUUCAGCCCCCUCUUCACAGGUGAGACGGUGUCACUGGUGGACGUGGACAUCUCCCAGCGAGGACUGAGCUCCCCCCACCCUCCGACUCCUCCCCCUCCCCCCCGGAGGAGCCUCAGCCUGCUCGAUGAUAUCAGUGGGACGCUGCCUCCAUCUGUCCUAGUGGGUCCAAUGGGCUCUUCCCUGCAGUCUUUCCCUCUGCCUCCGCCUCCUCCGCCCCACGCCCCAGACGCCUUUCCCAGGAUUGUCCCGGUGCGGCCUCCGGAGGGGGGGAUGGCCCAGCCCAUCCCACACCUGCAGUGUCCCCUCUCCCGACCCGAUUCCAGCAGCUUCGCCGCCAGCCUGAGGGAGCUGGAGAAGUGUGGGUGGUACUGGGGCCCCAUGAACUGGGAGGACGCCGAGAUGAAGCUGAAGGGGAAACCCGACGGGUCCUUCCUGGUGCGGGACAGCUCCGACCCCCGGUACAUCCUGAGCCUGAGCUUCAGGUCCCAGGGCAUCACCCACCACACCAGGAUGGAGCACUACAGAGGGACCUUCAGCCUGUGGUGCCACCCCAAGUUCGAGGACCGCUGCCAGUCGGUGGUGGAGUUCAUCAAGAGGGCCAUCAUGCACUCCAAAAACGGGAAGUUCCUCUACUUCCUGCGCUCCAGGGUCCCAGGUCUCCCUCCAACGCCCGUCCAGCUCCUGUAUCCCGUCUCCAGGUUCAGCAAUGUCAAAUCCCUUCAGCACCUUUGCCGCUUUCGGAUCCGGCAGCUGGUCCGGAUCGACCACAUUCCCGAGCUCCCGCUGCCCAAGCCCCUGAUCUCCUACAUCCGCAAGUUCUACUACUACGACCCUCAGGAGGAGGUUUACCUGUCCCUGAAGGAGGCCCAGCUCAUCUCCAGACAGACCCAGGAGCCGGAAUCCUCCACGUAGCGGAGCCGCCUCGCCCGUGCUCCCGGCACUGAUGGAAUUUGGUUGUUGCCAUCCCGCAGCCCGAGCCAGGCCGUGGUGGGAAGGAGCCCCCCACACUCCCCUGCUGCUGCUCCUGCUCUCCAGCCCUUUUGUACAGAGAAGAGGGGGCCGAGAUUCCCAAGAAAAGCCCAGCAGAGCAGGAAUCCAGAGCCUUGGUUCCUGGGAAAAGGCGCCUCGGAGGCGGCCGAGCCUCCCGGCGGAACACGGAAUGUCACGGCACUAUUUACAAAGUUUGGGGAAAGUUUUAUUUUUGAUGUAUUUCAGUUCUUGUUUUCGAAAAAGCAUGAGAAGUGACUGCGUGGUGACGACCCCGCCUUGGAAAACUGGGAGGUGGGGAGAGAGGUGGAGGGAGGAGGGGACACUCUCUGGGAAGAUCCGUCUGCUCCAAGGCGUCGUGGUGGGACUGUCCUUUGAUCCCCACGGAGAGGGGAGGAUGCAGCUUGGGGAGCUGCUGGAGGCAAACUGAGCCAGAAGGAUCGGCAGCUCCGUGGAAUAACCUCUGGGAGCAACCUUGGAGCUCUGGGUGGCUCAGCAGCUUCCCAGGAUCCGGGAGGAGGGAGCCAAACCCAGCCUUGGGAAGCUGAGCUUUGCAGCUGGAUUUGCAGGAUGGUCCCACGGGAGGUUGGACCUGAGGAAGGAGGAGUGUGUGAGCUGUUGGGAUGUCCUGGAUCCCGAGGGAAUGGCUGGUGCUGCUCCUCUGAGGAAGGGCCAUUCCCUGAGAAAACACUGGAAGAUCCCCCCUGAACCCCCCGGGAAGUGGAAGGAAGGUGGAGAAGCUGGAACUGUUGGAGCUGCCUGUGGACCAAAGGUACUUCCUGCAGAGCCAUGGGAUGUGCACUUCCAGCCCCUCUCUGGCUGAUUCCAGAAGCUGGGAAUGAAGUGGCUUCCUUUGGAGCUGCGAAGGAUCCCGAGGAGGAGCUACUGGGGGUGACUGGGAGCAAGGAGCAGCUCCCUGAGGGUUCUCUGGAACAGCAUCUGCCCUCUGGGAGCUCCCUUCCCUCCCUGGGACAUCCCUGGAUCCACAGCAAAGCCGGGAGAGGUGGUGGCUCUUGCACAAAUAACACACCCCCCCCCUUCAAAUCCUGGUCUGCUGCUUCAUCCCCUGCAGCCACUGAGCAGGAACUUCAUGGAUGUUGGAGUUCUGAGUGAUGCUGGGAAUUCUGGAGGAGCCUCUUCAUCCCUGUGUUUCAAGGAGCGAGUUCCCGCGCUCUAAAUCCAAGGAAUUGCUCCGUCCUGCAGGGCCUGUGGAUGGGGGUGGGUGCCCUGUGAGUGCCCUGUGAGCUGCCAGGACCUUGGGCUCUCCCUGCAGGAUGAUCCCUGUCCUUGAAUUCCACGAGGCCGCGUUGGAUUUUAAGGCAGCCCGGAAAAACCCCGCCGGCCCCCGAAGGUGCUACAGAUCCUGCCCUCCCUGUCCUGCCCGUCCCCUCCUGGAUCCUGGCAGGGCUCACGUGCUCUGGAAAGAAAGGAUUUGGCUUCCAAAUCCACAGAAAUACCUCAUGGGACGCUGCUCCACCCCGGCUGUGGGAGGGGAAGAGCUUCCCAAGAGCCAGGCUUGGGAAUGGAGGGUCCAGCUCCGUGCCCAGGCUUCUCCCCAGGAAGAGAGACCCUUGGAGCAGGAUCCAUGGCAUGGCUGGGGUGUGUGGAUCCGGGAGGGAUGGUGGGAUGCAGGGAACAGGGAAGCUGGAGAAGCUCAUGCUUCCCACAGUGUGUCAGUGACAACAUUCCCACUCCUUCCUUCCCUGUUCCCAGAUGGAAGAGGUGCAGGCUGGGUUUGGGAAGGGGGAAGGAGCCAACCUGGAGGGAGGGGUGGUGCUGGGUGGGCACUGGGAGGGGGUGCAGGGCUUGUUUUGGGGUGGAAAUGCACAACCGUGGUGGGUCAGGAGAGAUUUCCUGCAGUGCCCCAUCCCUGCAUCCCACCCCAUCCCUGCAUCCCACCCCAUCCCUGCAUCCCACCCCAUCCCUGCUUCCCACCCCAUCCCUGUGUCCCCCCAGAGCUCCUCCUGAGGGAGCAUGAGGUGGUUCCACACCUUCCAGAGCCGUUGGAGCAGCCGGACUUCGGGGCCAAUACUUGAAUUCCAUGUUUUCUGGUCGGCUGUUGAUGUCCCUGUGGGAUUCAUCCCAACAGCCCGAUGGUGCUCCUGCUGUUACUUGAACCCUGAGCGUGGUGGUGGAGGGGCAGCUCUUCCCAAAUUUGGGCCAGGAGGAAGGUUUUGGGUCUGAAAUGACGGAGGAGGCGUGCUGGGAGCUGUUGGAUAGGGAAUGGCGAGGGCUGGGAUAGGGAUGAGGCCCCUCCCAAGGAUCCAUGGAGGUGGCAGAUGCUCCUCAGCAUUCCCAGGGCUCUGCUCCACCUCUCCUUGCUCCGAGCCAGGCAGGAAAGCUGGAGCAGGUCAGUGUGGCUCUGGUGGUGCUGGCUGAGAUCCCAAGGUUAACUGUAGUUAACAGCCCUCUCCUGAAAUCCAUGGAAAACAAAGCUGUUCCUGCACAGGGAGGUGUGAGGGGAGCGAGGGAUUUGAUCCAUGUGGGGCUGGGAAUGAGCCAGAGGGUUUGAUCCAGGGCUGGAAGUGAGGGGGAACAGCUCCAAGGGGUGCCUGGGCCCUGCCUUCCCAUCAAUCCCAGUUUGGGGAAUGGCCCCCUGGGGCUGUGUUAUCCUGCCUGGAAUGGUUUUUUUUUGCAGCCUGGUUCUGGAGGCUGCUCCCAUCCUGCUGAUCCAGGG
Molecule: messenger RNA, 4030 nt
Organism: Chiroxiphia lanceolata (lance-tailed manakin)
Lineage: Eukaryota; Metazoa; Chordata; Aves; Passeriformes; Pipridae
Gene: SOCS7
Product: suppressor of cytokine signaling 7
Exons: 11
Coding region: 1-1278 (425 amino acids)
Biological process (GO): intracellular signal transduction; phosphatidylinositol phosphate biosynthetic process
Cellular component (GO): phosphatidylinositol 3-kinase complex
Molecular function (GO): 1-phosphatidylinositol-3-kinase regulator activity
Source: RefSeq, a predicted model, not a curated record